UCAUAUGUAGUGAUUGUGCAGAACGUAUUGACGUGAAAAUGCGUGUUGCAGUAAUUUUGGCGGCCAUCUUGGGCUGCAGCUUAGCUGUCCCUGUAAAGGAACUGACUCUUAGGCAGAGAUUGGAGUCUCCUGAUGUGAGCACCCGUAACACAGCUUUGACGGAUAUCAUUAACGAGGUGCUGGACCUGAUCCGGGAGCUCCUGAUCCACGGUACCGGCGACAUCCCCCCGCUCGACCCCCUGCACGUAGAGCGGAUCAACCUGGACGGCAGCACCAUUGGUUUCCCUGAAGCCUACCUCCUCCUCGAAGGCUUAUCAGUGAAUGGCCUGAGCUCGUUCGUGGUGGACGAGUUGGUGACAAGCUCUUUCCUACUGCGUUACACCGUCAACUUCGACAUAAGGGUACCGUCCGUUGUCGUGGAGACACAAAACUAUGACAUGUUUGUGAAAAUCUUUGGCGGAGAAAUCUUUGGCAAUGGAGACAUGAAGCUGAGUAUCGUGAGCCCCAGAGUGAAGGGUUCCGUGGUGGUAGGUGUUCGUUUCACGUGGGGCGGCGCCUACAUCACCAUCCAUGACUGCAAUGUUGCCAUCGGCUUGGAAAGCUUCGAGCCUGUCAUCACCGGUAUGUUCGGUAACCAGAUGAGCAGUGAGUUCGUGUCUGAGUUCUUGAAGAACUUGAUCCCAGAAAUUAUAGACUACUUCGAGGACGAGAUCAGCAACGCAAUCAACACGGCGGUGGUGACGAUCGGCAAUGACAUCCUCGGCGACCUCAACCUCAUCGACAUCAUCGGCGAUCUACUACCGUGAAUAAUCACUAUGUUGUUAAAUUAAUAAUUAAUUUGUUAUUUUUCUGCAUGUUGAAUUAUUACACAUAAGUGGUUGUUAUUUAUCUGAAAUAAAUAACAACCACUUACGACUCAAUCUUACGAUACCUUUAAAUAAAGAAACAAAAAAACAACCA
Aricia agestis (brown argus) is the source of this 960-nucleotide messenger RNA. RefSeq lists its product as uncharacterized. The transcript has 8 exons. Lineage: Eukaryota; Metazoa; Arthropoda; Insecta; Lepidoptera; Lycaenidae. Bases 39 to 806 code for a protein of 255 amino acids. The record is from RefSeq and is a predicted model, not a curated record.